This is a messenger RNA of Aspergillus affinis, 1002 nucleotides long. RefSeq lists its product as uncharacterized. The transcript has a single exon. NCBI's taxonomy places the organism in Eukaryota, Fungi, Ascomycota, Eurotiomycetes, Eurotiales, Aspergillaceae. The record is from RefSeq and is a predicted model, not a curated record. Bases 1 to 1002 code for a protein of 333 amino acids.
AUGGAGACAGCUCUUGAGAGUCCCCAGGCGAAUGGGGCUAACCAGGAGGAGGGGGUUUUCGAAACCCAAGUAAUGCCCCUGCUGCGUCGCAUUGCUGACGACGUUGACAUCAUGCGGGAAAACGGAUAUUCUGAAGCAGAGAUAAUGGGGAUAAUCACUCGCAUUACCCAGACGAUUGACACUGUGCUGGGAUCAAACGACGGCCGGGGAGAUGGUCCCAUGAGCCAGACCAUUGACAUCGCGUUGGGAGAAGACAACAGCCUGGGAGAUACUGCUAGCGAAGAAGACGAUGAUUUUCCGGAAGAUGAAUAUCCUGAGAUAUCCACGACGACGAUAACUCACCACAUCACAGAGGAGAAUGAGGUCAUCCUGGAAAAUACAACUCCUGGUAAUCUCCAGUCUGUGAUCGAGUAUUUAUCACAGUUGAAUGUAGUCCACUCCUUCCUCGAGUAUAACGACGAGCCAAACAAGCUCAUAGUUCGCUGGGUGAUAAUUCGGCAUCGUGAGUUCUAUUUCAUCGACGGGGCCACUAUGGCAAAGUUCCUUCGAGCCUUGAAUGAGCAAGGCGAGUCCUCGUUCACUCUACAACUCGAGCAGUAUGCCAUAAAUGUUCGGGACAGACCCGAAUAUCGCGAAUUGGAUUAUGAGGCUGGACGAUUUCUCUACGCGAUACUUCAUUGGAAAAUCAUAGAUGCCGCUAAUCUCUGGGAAGCCGAUAGACGCCACAUGCAUCUAUUUAAUACUGUCCUUCUCUGGCUUCCCGCUAUGCGGACCAUCGUCGAUACCAUGGGUGAUCGCUAUCGAGAGGAGGAUCCACUCAUGGAAGAACGCCUGGGUGGUUUCCAUGAUGCUUUCUUGUACCUCCUGAAAGACAGAUUUCUAGUAAAUCUCUCGGUCUUUGACCCUGACUGCCGGUUACUGUCUGUUUUGCCCCGUCAGCAACACCUGGAUUUCGUGGCAUGGUUCAAUAGUAUUUCCAUGCACCGAUGGCCCAGUCGGUGA